AUGCUGAAUUGUACCUCUGAGUUUGAGACUGAAACUACAGAUUUAAAUAUCCAGGAAGCAUAUCUCUUACAGCAGGAGAUAGAGGCAGAGCGAGAGGAAAGAAGAGUACAGGGGGAGAAGGAUAAGCUAGAGCCUAUUAGUAAUAAUAAGGAAGAGGAUAUAGCUUCGAGUAUUAAGCAGAAACCGCAAACAGGCAAGACGUAA
Molecule: messenger RNA, 204 nt
Organism: Penicillium waksmanii
Lineage: Eukaryota; Fungi; Ascomycota; Eurotiomycetes; Eurotiales; Aspergillaceae
Exons: 2
Coding region: 1-204 (67 amino acids)
Source: RefSeq, a predicted model, not a curated record